Chlamydomonas reinhardtii is the source of this 2429-nucleotide messenger RNA. RefSeq lists its product as uncharacterized. NCBI's taxonomy places the organism in Eukaryota, Viridiplantae, Chlorophyta, Chlorophyceae, Chlamydomonadales, Chlamydomonadaceae. The coding region runs from base 268 to 1983 and encodes 571 amino acids. Gene Ontology annotation, molecular function: serine-type carboxypeptidase activity. The record is from RefSeq and is a predicted model, not a curated record. The transcript is spliced from 13 exons. Gene Ontology annotation, biological process: proteolysis.
CCCCCGCUGCCCACCUCUGCCUGCGCGACUAAGUGCUAGAGCAUACACCGAGUAGCCCUUGCGGGGCGGGAUAUUGUAGUCGCCGUCUAGUCUAGGUCGUGAGGCGCGUGGCGGUGAGGGGUCGAGGGGAGAGUGGAUGAGUGCCAAAUGGGCUCAGUCGAGUCCGUGCCGGUCACUAGCGGCCAGGCCCUGUUUGUAAUCAUAUCUUCCUUCACUGCACAUCACCAGGCACUGCUGGCUAUUGGAAGUAGAAAAGCCCAACGGAAAAUGCGGACUCGGGGAGUCGCCGCGCUGGUUGCAGCGGCACUUUGCUGCUUGGUUAGUGUGCAUGCCCAAAGCAGCCGUCUCGUGGAGAAGGAGCUAAACUUUGCUGUUCACCGCGAGCAUUUGGAGGGCGAUGUUCCACUCAUCGACCCGCCCAAGCGGAUUGCGGGCUACUUCAAGCUCAACAGGACGCACGAUGCCCGCAUGUUCUACUUCUACUUCCAGUCGCGUCACAAUCCCGCCACUGACCCCGUGGUGCUGUGGAUGACGGGUGGACCGGGCUGCAGCAGCGAGAUUGCUAUCUUCUUCGAGAAUGGCCCCUACUCCAUCAAUGAGGACAGGCGCACGCUGAACGAGACCACCUACGGCUGGGACACCUUCCACAACAUGAUCUUUGUGGACCAGCCCAUCGGCACGGGCUUCUCUUACAGCAACGACGGCCGCGACCGUGUGUUUGAUGAGGGGCGGGUGGGUCGGGACAUGCUGGACUUCCUGUACGAGUUCUACCGGGCUCACCCCGAGGUGGCGGAGAACCCCUUCUACGUCACCGGCGAGUCGUACGCGGGCCACUACGUGCCCGCCGUGUCCUCCGCCAUUUACCGCGCCAACGAGCUGGGCACCGGCCCCAUGACCAUCCCCCUGGCGGGCCUGGCCAUCGGCAACGGCAUGACCAACCCCACGCUGCAGUUUCCCGCCUACGCUGACUUUGCUCUGGAGAACAAGCUCAUCAGCCAGGGGCUGCACGACAGCAUCCAGUGGUGGAUGCCGCUGUGCCAGUGGGGCGCUGAGUUCUGUGACACGCACCAGUGGCGCUUCGCGUGCAUCAUUGCCCUGGAGGUCUGCCAGAUGACCAGCUUCGAGCGCAUCCUGGGCGCCAAUCCCGACAUCAAUGUGUACGAUAUCACCAAGAAGUGCGACGGCCCGCUGUGCUACGACAUGAGCGCCGCUGACGACUUCCUCAACCGGCCCGAGGUCCGCAAGCAGCUGGGUGUGGGCAACCGCGAGUGGUCCGAGUGCGACAUGGGUGUCAACGGCGAUUUCAUGGGCGACUGGCUGCGCUCCUAUGACGACCUGCUGCCGGCCAUGAUGGAGGACGGCAUCCACGUCAUGAUCUACGCCGGCGACCUGGACCUCAUCUGCAACUGGGUCGGCAACCAGCGUUGGGUGGACGCGCUGCAGUGGGAGCGCUCUGGGGAGUGGCCGGCCGUGGCGCCUGUGGAGUGGGAGGUGACGGGCGCGAAGGCCGGCACUGUGCGCGAGCUGGGUACCCUGUCCUUCGUGCGCGUGUACCAGGCGGGCCACAUGGUGCCCAUGGAUCAGCCCCAGCACGCGCUGGCCAUGCUCUGGCGCUUCACACGCAACCAGUCCCUCACCGCGCCGCCCGAGCAGCUCGACCCGCGCCUGAAGCAGCGCCUGGCUGCGCCGCGCCCGCAGCUGCAGACGCAGGUGCCGCACACGCACAAGGGGCAGGGAGCGCAGCAGCUGCAGUCCGCGGCGCAGCUGUCGUUUGUGAAGAAGGUGGUGGAGGCGGAGGGCCGCGCCGGCCGCAAGCGGCAGGACACCUACCGCAGCGACAAGCCCCUGGACGUGGAGCAGCAGCCUGAGGAGGAGCUUCGGCAGGAGGUAGCGGCGGUGAAUGUGGUGGACGGGCAGGAAAUGGGCGCGCAGAGCGUGCUGGGCCGCCACGGUGGCCCGCAGGAGGGCGCUGCGAUGGAGUGAUUUCUGUCUUUAUCGGGUGUAUAUAUCAAGAAUGCCCACGUGGAUUCGGGUGUGUGCGUGUGUUAUGCGUGCGAUGGACGCACUUCGGUCUGUUGUUGUACACUCGAUGUACGCAUAGUUAAUACGGCGCAACGAUUGUACCAUUAGGCGGCCUGCCUAUGACCACGCCGCUUGUUCGGCGCCUUCCACGUUGUUGUUGUUUGCGCAACUGAUGAUGACAGCGGAUUUUAUGCAUUGCUGCGACUGCACCCAGCAGUAUAUCAUAUAUCACCUGUGUACAGCCCGGUUCGUGCUCUAUCCCAACUGGUUCCGUCCUGCCCCUUCCAGCCUUAUUCCUGCCUGCUGCUACCCAAAGGGUCGCAUAAACUGAUGUUGAGAGUGAAAGACGCGCAUAGCAUGACCAAACGGGUUAUCAUUGCCGGAUGGACCUCUGCAACCUACGGAUA